GUCACGGUUUUUGGCGCGUGCCACUAUGUUCUAAUAAAUAGUUCGUACCCUAUUAUUCUCGCCUCAGCCUUUACGCCUCAGCCAUCACGCCCAGCCCUCACAUCUGGCGCAGUCGACCCCGAGCCUCAGCCAAGCCAUACAGCCACGGCAGCGCAAGAACGCCUUUCGAACGCCAGCGUCGAACGCCAGCAACAACGCCAGCGUCGAACGCCGGUCAGUACGCCUUCUCAACUGCAUCCGUCAUUGUACUUACGCACUCACGCCGCCGAAGACUCACGCCUGAAGAUACUCCUGCCAUUUUACCGCUCGUCUGUGUAAAGCACGGCCGUCAUAGGAAGAGUGCCGUGAAUGUUGACUAGCCCUAGUCGACAACUAGGCUUAGCGAUCACUCGCCUAGUCUCCCGUGCGCCCAGCCUCGUUCCGCAACGCCAUGCCGGGAAUUGUGUGGCAGAAUCUCGACGCGGUGACCAUGUCGCGUCUCGGCGUCGACCUUAUACGCGAAGAAUUGGCCCGUCGACAGCUGGACCUCACAGGUUCGAAAGAGGAGCUCGUUCAGCGUUUGCAAGCCGACAUUCAGCAGCAGCGUGAAGCUACCCCCCCGGUUGAAGCGAAUGAAUCCGCCUCGAACGCUGCGGCGUCUUUGACGCUGGACCCAGCCACUCUACAGAGCCUCACCAUGCUGUUCCAGCAGCUACCUCGCCCUGCAACAACGGUGACGACACUGCCAGACCUGUCAUCGUCCAUCCCGCAAUUCGCUGGUUUGCACAGCCACAGUGUCAAUACAUGGCUUGACGACGUACGACGAGUACAGCAGCUCGCCUCGUGGGACGACGCCACCACACGCCUGAUCGCAGCUAGCAAGCUGAAAGGCACGGCGCGAGACUGGCAUCUCGCGUUCGGCAACCAGUACAGCACCUGGGCCACGUGGAGUGCCGCCCUGAAGGACACAUUUUGUACAGAAUUGUCCCUCAUUGAGUGGCAAGAGCAGGUCAUGAGGGUAACCCAGGCCCCAUCCGAAAGCUUGCACCAAUAUGCCUUUGCCAAGUUGAAGACCAUUGAGCGUUGCCCCGUUAAGCUCUCUGAGGCCCAAAAGAUUGACUCUUUCCACAAGCCAGACCCAAUUUCAAAGACUGCCUGCAACGAGAUACCUUGCCUUCGUCAGAACAGCCACCAUGGCAAGCCUUAG
Messenger RNA from Dermacentor silvarum, 1186 nucleotides. RefSeq lists its product as uncharacterized. The transcript has a single exon. The record is from RefSeq and is a predicted model, not a curated record. NCBI's taxonomy places the organism in Eukaryota, Metazoa, Arthropoda, Arachnida, Ixodida, Ixodidae. Bases 431 to 1186 code for a protein of 251 amino acids.